Acanthochromis polyacanthus (spiny chromis) is the source of this 2127-nucleotide messenger RNA. RefSeq names its product B cell receptor associated protein 29 (gene bcap29). The transcript is spliced from 8 exons. Gene Ontology annotation, biological process: intracellular protein transport; endoplasmic reticulum to Golgi vesicle-mediated transport. The record is from RefSeq and is a predicted model, not a curated record. Lineage: Eukaryota; Metazoa; Chordata; Actinopteri; Pomacentridae. The coding region runs from base 181 to 897 and encodes 238 amino acids. Gene Ontology annotation, cellular component: endoplasmic reticulum; endoplasmic reticulum membrane.
GUUUUAUUUUGAAAAACUGGACUGAUCCUCCAGACGGUUGGUUGGCUGCCAAAGACGCUGGACCAGGAAGAGAAAGUUUGCUGUGGCUGAUUUCACAAGUUAACUACGAGUCAAUUCUCAGUCGUUUGGCGUUUUGUUGGUCUAUCUGUAACCGGUUAGCUUCAGAAGCCCUCAGCAAAGAUGGGUUUGCAAUGGACAGCUGUGGCGAUCUUUCUGUAUGCAGAGAUUGCCAUGAUUGUCAUCCUCUGCUUACCCUUCAUCUCCGCCAGGAGAUGGCAGAGCAUUUUCCAACUGAGGAUCUGGAAUUUUAUGGCGAGGUUUUGGAACAAAGUGUUUCUCACCAUGAUCAUAAUACUUAUUGUUCUCUUCCUUGAUGCUGUCCGUGAAGUGAGGAAGUAUUCUGGCAAAGAAAUUGGCACAGAUGCCAAGCUGCAACCAAAUAUGUUUGACCAUCUGCACAUGAAACUCUUUAGGGCCCAGAGGAACCUCUACAUCUCUGGCUUUGCCGUCUUCCUCUGGCUGGUUAUGAAGCGACUGGUCACCUUAAUUAACCAACUGGCAUCUGUGUCUGGAAAUACAGCUGCUCUUCAGGCGCAGGCUGAGAGUGCAAACCAGACUGCUGAGAAAUACUUGAAAGACAAUGAGCAGCUGAAACAGACUCUGAUGGAAGGGAAGGGUGACAAAGCUACUGCAGAGGGCAUGGAACUGCUGAGGAAAGAAGUAGAGAAACUAAAGGAAGAACUGAAGACUUCAGGAGAUGCCCUGAAGAAAUCCCAGUCAGAGGCAGAUGGAAUGAAGAAGCAGACGGAGGGCCUCGCCAGGGAGUAUGACAGAUUGUUGAAAGAACAUCAGGAGCUCCAGAAUCUUCAAGACAGUGGAAAUAAAAAGGAUGACUAGCUUUCUUUAAAUGUUUCACGGUUGGUGUGUUUACACGGCUGCUUAGACCAAUCACAUGAGAGCCACUGCAUAUGCUUGACCUUCAUAUAAUGCUGUGUGUCAUAGUGCAUAUCCCAAAACCAGGAUGGGCUGAAGAACAGACUUUUGGCUGGUAUCAGUAACGGUUUUAAAGGAGGUGAAUUUCUGUUUGGGCUCCAGACUGGCUUAAAUUGAGUAAUAUUAGACGGUUUCCUGUUUCUGCCUGGUGCAGUGUGACUAAGAGGAUUGCUUUUUCAAGUGUAUGCUAUCUGGCUGGUGAAUUGUACGAGGUAAUUGGAGAGAAUUCAGUGAGUAAUUGACUCAGGUACAAUCACAGAGCACUUAGUGUGUUAAAUAUGCAACAAAGAUAGGUGUUUGUGGUUUGUGUUGUUUGUUUCAGCCAUUUGCAUAGCGUGGAGUGCAAGAUGUGUCGAGAGCUAGAGCAACCUAUUCCUGCGUUAAACGUCUUCAAAUGUAUUUUUCUAUUAAAGGUUUUCUUCUUUAUUACUGUAUGUUGUAGAGACUCCUGCUGCACUCACUUUGCGCUUGACAGAAGUAUAUUAAGUCAGUGUGUGGCUGCCUGCACGACUGUCUAGGUAGAGUUUGCAUGUACGCUUGCACUUGGACAAAUCAUCCUGACAGGUUUUGGUUGUAUGCGGAUGAUAAUAAUAAUUGGAAAACAUUGAGUUCAUAUCUUCGUUUCCCUUUUGAGUUUCCUCCGUUAAUUUAAAGCUGCAAAUCUCAUACAUAUAAGCAUAAAUAAAAACAGGCACUUAGGAUCGUAUUUUAGCCUUGGAAUAAAAUAGAGUUAAUGCGGGUCAAAGAAUGUCUUCCGAAUGUUUCCGAUUCACAGAAGUUCUAAAUUCAUUUACAUCUGCUGCAUUGAAUUCCACACACUUAUUAGGGCAUGCUAGGAUUUUUACCUACAGUGUGGGCCAUGAAACAGGACUGUAUGCUUGCUGUGUUUCUGUUAUCUAGACAGAGCUAUGUGACUGUGAAAGAGGAGCUUAGGUUGUAAUUACCAUGUACUAAGGUUUGCUGCUUCUUUAUGCUAAAGUAGCUGUUAUAGGGGUUCACCACAAUUCAUUUUUGGUCAUGAAAUUAGAUAAAUGCUUCCGUUAUGUUUUUUUUGUACACAGAAAUCAGAUUGAAGUGCCUUUUAAGCAGAUAUAGAACAUUUUCUUUAAUAAAUAAAGUAAAAUCUUGAUCCUG